This is a messenger RNA of Papaver somniferum (opium poppy), 384 nucleotides long. RefSeq names its product egg cell-secreted protein 1.2-like. The coding region runs from base 1 to 384 and encodes 127 amino acids. Gene Ontology annotation, biological process: double fertilization forming a zygote and endosperm; regulation of protein localization to cell surface; regulation of double fertilization forming a zygote and endosperm. Gene Ontology annotation, cellular component: extracellular region; vesicle. The transcript has a single exon. NCBI's taxonomy places the organism in Eukaryota, Viridiplantae, Streptophyta, Magnoliopsida, Ranunculales, Papaveraceae. The record is from RefSeq and is a predicted model, not a curated record.
AUGGGUACAGCUGAAUCCCAACCUCUAGCACCAACCCAACUGGAUACAGUUCAGAUUCCCGGGCUGUUUCCACCACUACUACCAGGUCCAUACAAUCCAGAAAUCGGGAAGUGUUGGUCAACUCUUGUUGAUAUCCAAGGUUGCCAAGCUGAGAUCUUGAAUUUCCUAUUUACAUUUCAGCUUCGUCUAGGUCCUGCAUGUUGCAAAGCUAUCAUUGACCUCAGUGAAACUUGCUUGCCAGCUGUUUUCUCAUCGGAUUGGGGGUGGGGAAGAGGAAUACUGUUCAACCCUGUUUACCCAAAUGUAGUCAAGGGAUAUUGUGCGUCCAUAACUGGAGGGAAAACAUCACCACUUGCUCGCUCAACAAAAUUGCACCUUAACUAG